Messenger RNA from Atta colombica, 792 nucleotides. Its product is annotated as dynein light chain 1, axonemal-like. The transcript is spliced from 3 exons. The record is from RefSeq and is a predicted model, not a curated record. The coding region runs from base 148 to 792 and encodes 214 amino acids. Gene Ontology annotation, molecular function: protein kinase binding. Lineage: Eukaryota; Metazoa; Arthropoda; Insecta; Hymenoptera; Formicidae. Gene Ontology annotation, cellular component: cytoplasm.
AUUGAAAUAUUGACACAAUGAGACCUAUAUGUGUAUUGACAGAUAUUUUAUAAUUUUAUUUAAAUUGAAUAUAACAAAUAAAAAAAGAUAUUAGAUUUUUUGGAAGUCUUUACCAAUGUUGAGAAGACAUAUUAUUGCGAUACAACCAUGGCAUCUGGAAAAUCAACCAUGGCAUCGGCAAAGCCAACUACAUGCAAAGAAGCUAUACGGCGAUGGGAGGAAGAGAAUCAACAAAAUGCAGCUGCGGCAACAGAAGUAAUCUUGAGCUUUCAAUGGCCGCCGAUAGAAAAGAUGGACAACGCCCUGGCAACUUUGAUAAAUUGUGAAAAACUCUCCCUAUCAACAAAUAUGAUUGAAAAGAUUGCAGGCAUUGGAACUCUGAAAAAUUUGAAGAUUUUGUCAUUAGGUCGUAAUUUAAUUAAAGGAUUCGCUGGUCUUGAACCUUUAGGCGACACUCUCGAAGAACUUUGGAUUUCCUAUAAUUGCAUUGAGAAGAUGAAAGGUAUCCAGGCAAUGAGAAAUCUUCAUGUACUUUACAUAUCUAAUAAUUUGGUGCGAGAAUGGAACGAAUUUGCAAGGCUACAAGAACUUGUAAAUCUUCGAGAUCUAGUUUUUGUUGGUAAUCCGUUGUAUGAAAGUCUCGAGGUAGAGCAAUGGAGACUUGAAGUUGCACGACGUUUGUCAAGUUUGGAGAAACUCGAUGGUGAACCUAUAAUACGUACAGAAGAAAAUCCAAUUCAACUCGUCAAAACUGAAAGUCCGUCGCACGAUUUACUUCAAGAACCUGUCUAA